Molecule: messenger RNA, 576 nt
Organism: Penicillium macrosclerotiorum
Lineage: Eukaryota; Fungi; Ascomycota; Eurotiomycetes; Eurotiales; Aspergillaceae
Exons: 1
Coding region: 1-576 (191 amino acids)
Source: RefSeq, a predicted model, not a curated record
AUGCGCCUCUCCAUCGAGCGGCUCUUGCUUCUGCUUUGCCUUAUCCUCUCGCCUGUCGCUGCAUUUGUGAGCCCAUCAUGUAUCAAAGUCGUCUCUGCGCUUGUCGGGCGACCGGGUCACAUUUUCAAGAAAUUCCAGAGUGAAAUCUGCGAACGCGGCUGUGAACCGACCAUCCCCCACUGGGACCUCUGGACUCGCAACAACUCGUUCGUCCCGGCUGUGCGCAGCUUGAUGCAGCGCAUGAAUGUGCCUCAUAAGGAGGAGGCACUGCUCAAAAUGGGCGACGACGUGGCGGUCAUCAUCAAAGAACAAUGCGCCCCGAUGCUGCGGGGGCACCAUAUCUGCUCCGACCCGGAGACGCUGGCCGACUUUGGCAACUGUUUCAAGCGCAACUUCUUCAAGGCGUCGCUCCGACAUCUGCCCAUCCUCCUGCCCAUGGCCUCAGAGGCGGCGUGCAAGGAACAAUACCAGUUUCUUCAGGGAGAGGAGUUGUGGGAGGUGACAAUUCCGAACAAUAUGCGCGAGUAUGCGGGUGUAUGCGAUCAAUUGGGUCCUCACAAGCACGAGGAUUUGUAA